CCAUUAAAAACUUGCCUUGAAGAUAAACACAUGAUCUUCCUGCCAUCUUUAAUUUAUUGUUUAUUUCAAUUGUGUAAACAGCACUUGCAAUGAAUGAUUUUAAAGUAGAAUUCACGAUACCAUUUGCAACGGCAAGAGAAGCGGAUGUUGUUUAUCAAGUUCUUAAAGUAGACAAGGAACCUCCAAGAUCUGGUGUUAGUAAGAACAUAAAACAUAAAGAUAAUCUCUUAUUAGUAUCAUUUUCUGGUACAGAAAUACGUAAAGUUCGUGUUGGUGUAACAUCUUUUUUUGACAGUUUAACUUUAGUUACAGAAACUAUACAACAAUUUGGACCACCAGAAUCUACGUAUAAUUAUUAUUAAUUACUAAGAUAUUUUUGAGAAAUAUAAAUGUUAUUUAUCUGCCCAUAUAGAAAAAAAAAAACAUGGAGCAUACACCUGCACCAUAUGCGCCUAGAGCUGUUUAUGGUUACGCUAUGUAUAUAGGAUCAAAUUUAUUUUUUUUACUGUAUCUAAUAUGGUCUAUAGUACCUGAUUACAUAUUAAAAGAUUACUUAGGUUUAUCGUACUAUCCAUCUAAAUAUUGGGCCAUUGCAAUUCCUGUUUGGGCUUUAACAGCCCUUGCUACAUUUGCAUUUAUCAUUUAUCCUGCUAUGAAUUUAUUAAUGACUCCUGACAUUGAUGAUAUUAGAACUAUUACAGAUAAUUAUGCUCAAUGUAGAAAAGAAACUACUCCUGGUGGUGUACCACCUGUUUUCGAUAUACCUAUAACUGACGUUUGUAGACAAUUAUAUUUAUCUGAGGAGGAUAUUAUAAGUUAAAUAUAACUAAAAUAGUUUCAUAUAUCUAUACAUAAACUUCUAAGAUAUUUCAUUGUCAUUUAUAUGAUAAAGUAUAUAAUAUUGAAAUAAGGAAUGAACUGUCAAAUAUUAUAUUUUAAGAUUCAAUCAACAAUUUAAUUGGUAUUGUUAAUAAUGUAAUUUUUAUUUUAUUUUUAAUAUCAUUGGAAAAUGAAUUAAUAAUAAUAUUUACGGUGUAAUUAGUUAAUGACUUUUGCUAUAGUAGAAUGAAAAGUAUUAGUCUAGAGAUUAUUUUUAAUCAAUGAUUGAAAUUUUCUCAUUGUUAAAUUCUUUGUAGUUAAUAAAAUAAUUGAUGAACUACUUAGAA
This is a messenger RNA of Polistes canadensis, 1166 nucleotides long. It is a transcript of the gene PIG-P, whose product is annotated as phosphatidylinositol N-acetylglucosaminyltransferase subunit P-like. Gene Ontology annotation, biological process: GPI anchor biosynthetic process. Gene Ontology annotation, cellular component: endoplasmic reticulum membrane; EKC/KEOPS complex. NCBI's taxonomy places the organism in Eukaryota, Metazoa, Arthropoda, Insecta, Hymenoptera, Vespidae. Gene Ontology annotation, molecular function: phosphatidylinositol N-acetylglucosaminyltransferase activity; enzyme regulator activity. The transcript is spliced from 3 exons. Bases 425 to 820 code for a protein of 131 amino acids. The record is from RefSeq and is a predicted model, not a curated record.